AUGUUUGAAAAUAAAUCGAGAGCCAGUAGUAGUCAUUCCCACAGGGCCUUAAAUAUAAGCGGAACAGUUCUCCUUGGAACAACAGCUGGCAUCUCUGGAAUAUCAGCAAACUUGGUAUUCAUAAGUUGCUUCAAAGUCAGUUAUGAUACUUUGAAGACAUUUACAUCAUUGGCUACACUUCCAUUUUUAUCUUCAGUAGUUACUUACAAACUCCUUGUAACUGAUGCUUUGUGUUUAGGUAACAUAAGCAAGGAAAAUUGUGCCCUGAGAAGUUUGCUUGUUAGUAUAAUGUGUGGCGUGUUGCAUCCCACUGCUUUGGCUUUUUCUAAAAAUGGAUGUCUUGCAGUCAAGUACCACACAGUCCCACUGCCACCAAAAGGAAGAGUUUUACUCCACAGGGUGCUGUUUUGUCAAGUGGAUAUAAAACUAAUGAUGAUUCCUCUGAUCUUCCAGACAUGUUUUGGACUAUUUAAUGGUCUACAACAUUAUGCAAUAUAUGAAAGACCUAGAAAGAAACUACUGCCUGAAACUCUGAACUCAGGCACCUACUGUCGGGUAAAGGUCCCAAAAUUCCCACGGGGAAUCUCCACAGAAGUUUAAGCAUGCUCAAGCUUUAGUGGGUCAGACCCUGUGGGGUUGAUAACUCCUAAUCUACCCCCUUCCGAUUCUGCUGAUUACCUGUGGGCCUUUCUCCCCCCCCCCC
This is a messenger RNA of Perognathus longimembris pacificus (Pacific pocket mouse), 703 nucleotides long. Its product is annotated as complex I assembly factor TMEM126B, mitochondrial-like. The transcript has 2 exons. The record is from RefSeq and is a predicted model, not a curated record. NCBI's taxonomy places the organism in Eukaryota, Metazoa, Chordata, Mammalia, Rodentia, Heteromyidae. Gene Ontology annotation, biological process: mitochondrial respiratory chain complex I assembly. Bases 1 to 600 code for a protein of 199 amino acids. Gene Ontology annotation, cellular component: mitochondrion.